Lentinula edodes (shiitake mushroom) is the source of this 1218-nucleotide messenger RNA. RefSeq names its product Alpha/Beta hydrolase protein. Bases 1 to 1218 code for a protein of 405 amino acids. Lineage: Eukaryota; Fungi; Basidiomycota; Agaricomycetes; Agaricales; Omphalotaceae. The transcript is spliced from 4 exons. The record is from RefSeq and is a predicted model, not a curated record. Gene Ontology annotation, molecular function: hydrolase activity.
AUGGUCUCGCUACUCCACUACCAGCCUUUCAAAGGUCUAUAUCUGACCUACGAGCUCUUCAGCACGGUUUUUCUCCGAGUUCCAGCAUGGAUUCUUACUGCAAUUCCCAAGUCAUGGCGUCCUAGAGCUCGAUGGACUAUAGGAAGAUCUGUCAAGCUCAAGCUGACGCGACAUAUGGUAGCAAUCACGAAAAGAGUUGGACCUUUGAGGCAAAGACCAAAUCAUCUAGCUAUCACCUCCGGUUUGGAUGUCAACGGCGUCUGGAUUCCUCCUAUCCCAGAAUUGAUCAAAGACGAGCUGGAGCUUUGGGCCAAUGUAUCCCAUGUCUCUUCCAUUCAAAUUCCAGGCUACUGGCAACACAAGAAAGGAUCUACAAUUGACGUCGCAGCUCCUCCUAUGCCCGGAGAAAAAGUUGUUUACGCUCUUCACGGAGGAGGUUAUACGGCCCUUUCUGCCCAUCCUUCAGAUCCCACUGCAGCUAUCGCCCGAGGACUCCUCCAGCACGUUGACUCUGUUCAUCGAGUCUUUUCUUGUGAAUACCGACUUUCCUCUGGAGAUGGGUUGGAUGCACAGAAUCCGUUCCCUGCAGCUCUAUUGGAUGCAUUGGCAGGAUAUGUCUAUCUCGUCAAAACUGUCGGACUUGACCCUUUGGAUAUAAUCGUUGAAGGUGAUAGCGCCGGAGGAAACUUGGCUCUUGCGUUGACCAGAUAUCUGGUCGAGCACCCAAACUCAGGCCUCCCUGCUACACCUGGCGCUCUUAUUCUACUAUCGGCCUGGGCCGACCUCAGUCCUCAAGUCGCUAGUCCCAACUCAUCUUGGCUCGAUAACGCCAAAUCAGACUACAUUGGCCUCGUCGACGAAGAGGGCUUGGUUCGCUCCAUUCGCUCUUUCUUGGGUCCCCAUGGUCUUGGCGCUGCAGACGCCAAUCCCAUGAUUUCGCCUGCGUCACGGAACCCUGCGAUGAAUGUCCACUUCAAAGGUUUCCCGAGGACAUUCAUUGCAGCGGGAGGUGCCGAGGUCUUUUAUGACAUGCUUUGCUCUUUGAAGGAGAAGAUGGUCAGUGACUUGGGCGAAGGUGACGGAGUUCGACCAGAGGAUGGUAAAGUGCACUGGCAUUGCCCCCCUGAUGCUACGCAUGAUUGGAUCGCUUUGCCGUAUCAUGAACCGGAGCGUAGUGACACUCUCAAAGAGAUAGCUUCUUGGAUCGCUGCUACUUAA